Molecule: messenger RNA, 3895 nt
Organism: Odontomachus brunneus
Lineage: Eukaryota; Metazoa; Arthropoda; Insecta; Hymenoptera; Formicidae
Product: irregular chiasm C-roughest protein-like
Exons: 14
Coding region: 1203-3851 (882 amino acids)
Biological process (GO): cell-cell adhesion
Cellular component (GO): cell-cell junction
Molecular function (GO): cell adhesion molecule binding
Source: RefSeq, a predicted model, not a curated record
CGUGCGGGUCGGAUGACGACGAACGCGACGCGAUAGUCUCGGACCCGGAGCAACCCUUACCCAGUCUCUCUCUCUCUCUCUUCCCCUCUCUCUGUCUGUCUGUCUGUCUGUCUAUCCUUGCUGAACGAGCGUUGUACAUCAGCAGCGUCGUGUCGCGCGGCCGUUCGCUCGCUCUCACCGCCGAGCCUCGAGGGGAUUCAAGUGCACGAGGAGUUCGAUCGAGCUACGUCGUCGUCGUCGUGCGUCUCCGUCUCUCUCCCUCUCUCUCUCUCUCUCUCUUUCUCUCUAUACCUCUAUUUCUUCCCCCUUCUCUCUCUCUCUCUCUCUCUCCCCCGCGCUCUGUCCACGUCCGGUCGCACUCUCGUGGGUCCUCGUUUCGAGCAACCCCCGUCGACCAAGCGACCGACCGACGGAGACGACUGACUACCGAUCAGCUAGCCGACCGCGAUCGAGCGACCGUCGUUGGUGGACGCGCGAGUACAUGUCGUGAUGCCGCGGGGUGAACGCCGCGGGUCGCCGAGAGGACUCGCGGGUGCCAAGGGUGCUUCAGUCUCGUCCUGACGAUACCAGCCUACGCGCGUCGUCCUCGAUGGACGCCAGUGGUGGUGUCUAGAAUGAUCAUGUUCGUGUGAGUGAGUCCGCGGGAUCAUCGGGUCCAGCCGCGGAUGGAUCGUGGAUACGACUUUAGAGAUUGUGCUCGCAGCUCUCUGUCGGUCCUGCUGCAUCAGGCAGGUGUAUCCGCGAGGAUCCGCUGAGUAGUCUCGGCGAGGCGGAGAGGAUAAACGCGAUACAGCGACGUUGCACACGCGACCCCCCGUGACUCGCCGCGCGCGCGUCUCAUCUCCUGCGAGAGCGCAAGUGUGUGCAGCCCGUGUAACACGUGUGUGACAGUUACCCGUGGGAUACGCGUCCGUGGAUUCUACGUUCCUCCGGCCACGACACAGCGGCGUUUUGUGCGGGAUUAUAUACACGCACACCGUAUAUACGCAGUGCACGCACACACAUAUACACGCGCGGAUAUAUACACCGCAUACUCUCACUCACUCACUCACUCACUCACUCACUCACUCGCGCACGCACACACGCAUACACACACGCCAGCUCGCGCGUCAGUGGUUCUUCGUGCGAGUCCCGACGAAUUCGUCGCCGAGGGAUAUGUCGGUAUAGUGUCGGCGCUACCACGGAUCUCGGAGCUACGCGCGAUGGCCGGAUACUCCAGUGCGCUCGAUAGGGAUUUUACCCUGGCACCGAGGAUGCGGCGAUCCACGAUCGAUGCCGCCCGGGCCGCCGACGGAUCCUCCGGGGGAUGCGCGAUAACGAGGCCACCUGUGAGCUUCCGAUUACCGCCCGCUGCGAAAAAGCCGUUCUGCAAGACGAACAGGAGCGCGAGUCGAAAAAUCGAGCGAAGAACAGCGCCAUUCAUAAUUUGCCUGUCGUUGCUGAUGGCGACGGGAGCGAAGACAGUGGCGGCUACGAACAUGACAAACGCAUCGUUCACAGCGUCGACGGCGAAGCCGUUUACAACGACGGAAGUAGUUUAUCAGCGAUUCGCCAUCGAGCCGAUGGAUCAGACCGCGGUGAUUGGCAGCCGGGUGACGCUUCCAUGCCGAGUGCUCGAUCAGAAGGGGCCCAUUCAAUGGACUAAAGACGACUUCGGCUUGGGAGCAGUUAGGAAUCUCACCGGAUACGAGCGAUACGCCAUGAUCGGCAGCGACGAGGAAGGCGACUUCUCGCUGCACAUAUACCCGGUGGAGCUCGAGGACGACGGCACGUAUCAAUGCCAAGCUUCGCCGACGAACGACGGGCAGCCGGCGUUGCGAUCGCGAUUCGCCCGGCUGAGCGUCCUGGUGCCGCCGCAGAAGCCGAAGAUCGUGCAGGGCGACUUCCUCGUCACCACCGAGGAUCGCGAGCUGGUGAUCGAGUGCAUAAGUGCCGGCGGAAAACCGCCCGCGGAGAUCACGUGGAUCGAUGGACUGGGCAAUGUGCUUCAUCGUGGCAUCAAAACCACGAAGGAGCCGUACGAGAAUGGCCAACUCUACACGGUGAAGUCCGUCCUGAGGGUAAUGCCACGGAAGGAGCACGACAACACGACCUUCACGUGCCAAAGCCAGAACGCGGCGGAUCGCACGCCGCAAAACGCCAAACUUCGCGUCGAGGUACGCUACGCGCCGAAGGUGUCCCUCUCGAAGAUCGAUCGCAUCGUCGAAGGCGCCGAGCUUAGGUUCCGAUGUUGCGCCGAGGCCAAUCCAGAAGUGCAGGAGUACAAGUGGUUCAUCAACAAGAAAAAAGUGAUCGGGGACUACACCACGGAGAUGAUCAUUCACAACGCCACGCGCGAACUGCACGACGCGACUGUCAAGUGCGAAGUUCACAACGACGUCGGUAAAAGCGAGGAGAGCCAGACCUUGGACAUAAGAUACGGCCCGCAGUUUCGGCACCCGCCGGUCUCCGUGGAAACGCAUUACGGCGCCACGGAGGUCUUGCAGUGCGACGUAGACGGGAAUCCCACCCCGGAGAUCCUGUGGUUCCACGAGGACUCGGAACGAUCGGUCGCCAGCAGUCCGAACAUAAGCGUCUUUGUCAGCCCGGACACCGCCGGACGUUACUACUGCAAGGCCACCGUGCAAGGUUUUCCCGAGCUGACCGGCUACGCUAACAUCUACAUACGCGCCCCGCCGAGCAUAGUGUCGCAAAGGAUUCAGUACGUGCCUGACGAAGGAGUGGUCAAGGUUAAGUGCACCGCGAUAUCUGUGCCAAAAGCGGAGUCGGUGGUGUGGAGCUUCGCCGGUCGCGAGCUCAAUUUCACGUCGAACAAUACGCCGUUCUACGUGCAGGAGGAAUACACGGCCGAGAGGGUAAUCAGCACUGUCACCCUCCUGGAUCCCAUAUCGACGUACUUCGGAGAUUACAACUGCACGGUCACGAACAGCUUCGGCACGGAUUCCGUCAUAAUCAAGCUGACGGCACACACGUUGAUUCCAGUCGAUUGGCAGCUGAUUUUGAUCAUCGUCGGGCUGGUUGUCUGCGUGGUCCUAAUUGGCGUAAUAGUCAUACUCAUUCUACAAUGUCGCGAUCGUAUUAAGCAGCCACGACCGCGGACGGCGCAGGCUCAGGAGACCGAUAUGCAGGAAACCGACUCCAAUGCCGAUCGAUACAGAGAAAGCGACAGGAGCAGUAACCUCUCGGAUGUCAAAGCGGACAUUCGAGCGGGAUCCAGUGUCAGCAACGCAGAAAGUGUCACAGCUCUUGACAGCGAAGGCGAAGGAAGUACGAGGGGGGUGAACGCCUUGGCUCUUGCCGGACCGGUGCCGAAUCCGCUGGGUUAUCGUUACAGCGCUGAUUACACCGAGCCCUCGUUCCCGCCGAAAAAUAACGAUGGUAGUAACAACAAUGGUUACGUGCCAUACGUUGACUAUACACGCGAUUAUAUGCCACCGACGACACAGGGCAUAGGCGCGUCGCGGGAGUCCUUGAGCAGGAUACCGUCGGGCGGUAUUCUGGCGUCGAAAAAGAUCGGCCUCAGCUCGGCCAAUCUGGGCGCUUCGACCCCGCAGACGACGCCGGUGAUCGACCCGCGAUUUUCCGCAACGUAUGGCAAUCCCUACCUCAGAAUGUCAGCGGCCGAGCAGCUCCGACACGCGCCGCACACAGCCGUGCCGGGAGUCACGCCAGCACCGCCGCCCUACACGCAGGCAAUGAGAAUGAAUAGCUUGAAUACCUUGAACGGCGCGGGCCCGCAGGUUGGUACAAUGGCUCCCCUGUCGGCGCACUACAUCACCGGCGGGCCGAACGGCGCCAUGGCGACGGUAAAGCGCACGUCCGCGGUGGGUACGUUAGCGACGCACGUAUGAGGCCAGGGGAUCUAUCCGAAUUAGAACCGUCGAUACUCGGGCCU